AUGGCUGAUGAGAUUGAUAAUUUGAACCAGAAGAUAGCCUCAUUGGAACGCGAAACACAUUUGUUGUUGAGGGAAGUUGAGAAGUUGGAAGCAAGGGGAAAUCACCAAAGAGUUAUACUAGAACUGAAGGAAAGGGAAAUUCGAGGUCUAAAACAGAAGCUUGAGGAACUAAACGACGUUGUGGUACAAUUUAAUGAGUUGAAAAAGGAGAAAGAUGAGUUAGCGGAGAGGGUUAGAGAAAUGCUCACAAAAGUCUCUGAAUUGGAGAAAAAAUUGGAGAUUCAGGAAAACGUGAUUUCCAAUGGUAGAUAUUUUGGUGUAAUCGUAGAGCGGUUGAUAAUUGUUAUUGUUGUUAUUGCUAUUGGCGUUUCGUACUAUCAUCGAAAUGGAAGAAGCAGUUGA
This is a messenger RNA of Solanum dulcamara, 402 nucleotides long. RefSeq lists its product as uncharacterized. NCBI's taxonomy places the organism in Eukaryota, Viridiplantae, Streptophyta, Magnoliopsida, Solanales, Solanaceae. The record is from RefSeq and is a predicted model, not a curated record. Bases 1 to 402 code for a protein of 133 amino acids. The transcript has a single exon.